AUGUGUGAAUGCGAGACAUGUAUAGAGUUUUCGAAGCUUUUAAAACCAUAUGCUGGUGCAAAAAAAGAUUUUACUUGUGUAAUUUUAUCUAAGUCUGAAGUGAAUCAAUUAGUUGUUUUUGUACAAGCUUUUAUGCAACGACAAUGUCUUGGUGGAUUUCAAGAUAAAAAAAAUUAUGAACAGUUUCAAUGGAUUACCCAAUGUUUUGUCUUGUUAAUGACUAAUUUGUUAAAAUCUUUCAAAGGACAAGACAAACUUACUUAUCCAACUCGAGAAGAAGAUGAUGCUGAAAGUAUUCGUAAAUGGGAUGAUUUACUAGCCAAUUUUAAAGACGAAGACCUACAAUGGACGUUAGCAGAAAUGGAAAAACCAUUACAUCUCAUGACCAAAGUGUUUUUGAUGAAUUUUCCAUUGUAUGUGGCUGUAAAACAAUAUCCACAUUACAAGACAGAAGAAGUAACUCAACAAGAAGCUUCUGCAAUGAAUCAUUAUUGCGAUGUUCAAGAAAUCGAUAUGCCAUUAUUACUUUUGAGAAUUGUCAAUAUAUUUUGCAGGGUUGGUGGUUUGGAAGCAAUUAUGUCUUGUUUUGAUUAUGAAUCCUUACCAUUAACUAUUGCCAAUCCAAUUGUCAUACUUGCUUGCAAUGUAAAAUUAUGGUUAAAUUACCAUACAAAUAUUCAAGUAUUUGUACCCCUGAGGUCUAAAGUUCUUAGGUUUAUGUGCAACUUAACUGAUAAAGAAUUAAGAACUCCAGCUGCUAAGACUAUGGCCGAUUUUAUGUGGAGUUCAAACAAAGAUGGACAUUCAUCUAAUUUGGAUAAAGAUGGUCUUGAAUUAGCAUUCAAGUAUUUUACAUCUCCAACAUUAACAAUGAGACUGGCAGGCAUAUCUCAAAUUAAUAGUCAUAUUGGAUCCUUAAAUGAACUUGUUCAUGUUACUGCUGCAACAUUAUCAACAUCAUCCCAGUCUAAUGACAUGGUUACCAUUGAACAAAUUGGGCACAAUUUAGCAACUUGGCUUGUUCAUCGUAAAAUUAUUUCUCAUGUGUUUGGUCCAAAUUUACAUGUUGAAGUUAUUAAACAAUGUAGUAUUACACUCAAUUUUUUAGCAUCGGAAGGUAAGAUUACGAAUGAACAUAUAGAUACUAUUUGGCAAGCAGCUCAGUUAAAACAUUGUAGUAAACAAGUAUUCGAUUUACUGCCUGGUUUCAUUAAACAUUUAGAACCAGCUCCUGUUUUACAUUUAUAUCAUUUACUGAGAAAAUUAGAACCAAAAGAGCACACUGAACAAAGCUUAUUUUUAGCAUCAGCUCUAACUAAAUUUAUUUGGUCAAGUAUGGCUACUACUGCAAGAAGUCAUGAAUUUUCAAUUCCAAAAUUGGCAAGAAUUGUAAGUGUACGAGGUGGUGGUCGUAGAUUAGUUCGUUCUAAUGAUAUGAGUACAUCAGAGAAUAGUGCUAGUCUUAAUAGCAAUUCUGAUGGUGAAUCUAGUGAGGAACGAAGUGAUAUGAGCGAUGGUCCAACUCCUAGAAAGAAACCUAAAAAAGAAAAUAUUUUUGCUUACUCUGAUAAUGAAUCUUUGGUUUUAGAAGGGGCAAAAAUUGAAGAAUUGGAUGACGAUUUUGAUAUCAAUGAAAAAGAUAUUAUAAGACCAUCUAAACCAUUAGGUAUGUGUAAAAUAAGACAUUGUGUUAGAAAGAAAGCAAUUAGAGAUACAAGAAUGAGAGUAGUGAAACCAUGUAACUCAAGUGAUGAAGAUUCAGAUAAAAUGCAAAUAAAUCAUUGUAAAUUAGUAAAAGGAAACAAAUUUCAAAAGCCUAGAGGAAAGAUAAAUAACCACAAAAAAAUACGUAAUAUUAAAAUGAGGUGCAUUAGAACUGAUUGUACAGAAGAUGAUUCUGAGUCUGACGGUGAAGAAGAUGACGAUGAAGAAGAUGAUGAUGAAGAUGAGGAUAUUGAAGAUGAAGAUAGUGAAUCAAUGGAAGCAAUGGAAAUUGGUAUAUCACCUAUCGACCCUACUUCAGAUCAGCAGGUACCUUCGACUCUGAUUAAUAGACAAAUGCUAGAAGAUUAUAGUGGAGACGAGAAUAGUAUGUCAUCUCGAAUGUCAAAUAAAUCAGAUAAAAAUAUGGCUGAUUUUGAUGGAGAAGAUUCAGGCUGUGAUGAAGAAUUACUACAACUUGCUGCUCGUGCUCAAACUCAUUUAUCGACUCAGCAAUUAAACCAAAUGGCAUUCCAUUCUAAUUUUCAAACCAAUAAAAAUGUACAUCCAUGUACCCAAAUUAUAACCACAACAAUAUCUAAUCAAUUCAAUAUAGAAAAUGUUUGCAAACCUGGUUCAACAUUAUUGUGGGAUUUACUUCAAGAUGAUAAUAUUACACUUUUAGGAGAAUCAUUAGCUUUAGAAGCAGAAAAAGCAUUGUUUAAUCUUGUAUGCUUUAAUACUGAUCGUGCUAUCAGAAUGAAAUUUAUCGAAGGCUGUUUAGAUAAUAUACAAAAAAAUAAAUCUGUAGUCAUUUCAUUAAGAUUACUCCCUAAGUUAUUUGCAUCAUUUCAUCAAUUUCGUGGAGCUUCAUUGGCCAAUCUUAAUGUUGGAAUGGAUACUCGCCAGGUGACUCUUUGGGCUGUUAAACACCAUAGUAUGAUUGAUCGAGUAUUUAACAACUUUCGAGAAUAUUGCAAACAACAUGCUGAUAGUUUUUUUGAAGAUUCGGGAUUUUAUUCCCACCAAAUUCAUAUAGAUGCUAGAUUACAAUUUUUGACUCAUAUAUAUUCUUCAAUUGGACUUCCAGAGACCAUCAAAUUAACUAUUGAUGAAUUGGAUACAUUAUGGAAUUGUUUGGUAUCUGAUGAAGUUUGCCGCGAUGAACUAUUUAACUGGUUAUUACGUCAAGUCCGUUGUCGAGAACAACACACAUUUAAUGUUGAAACAUUAACACAUUUAUACUGUGAAAAAUUAUUAUCAUUAGCUCCAGAAAGCUAUACUAUGACUGCUCUUAGUUUAUUUACUCAGUUAUGUAAUAUGGCUCAACAACAAGUGUCUAGUGAUUAUUCAUUACUAGCAAGAAAUGGACAUGCAGCUGCAAUGGAACAUCUUUCAAAAAUUGCGUUAAGAGCAUCUAAUAAUGAUGUAAGCAUGGCGGCUAUACAAUAUAUAAACAACUAUUAUAUGAUGAAUCUACAACUUGAUAAAGAAGAUAAGUUUAUUAGUGAGUGUGUAUCAAAUUUAUCAGUAGCUGCUGAUACUUUAAAUGAUAAAAAAGAAUCCAGUCUUCUUUGUAUACAGCGAGCUUUAUUAUUAUUAAAGACUCACUUAGAAACUUUUAAGCGUAAAUAUGCGUAUCAUUUAAGGAAAUGGACUUUAGAAGGACAUGGUAUUAUGAGUCAUGUUAUUCAAAACGACAAAAAUGCUGCAACUAUUAGGCUAAAUAUUAAUCCUGCUAUGUUAGAAGAAAAAUUAACUCUUGAUAUGCCUAGUACUGAUUAUAUAGCUGAUAUGAGAGCUGAAAUUGCUCAUUGGUGGGAAAGUCAGUAUGAUAAUUUAGUUGCUAGAAAAUUACCUACAGAUGGUAAUAUACGCAUGAUUGCACUGGGACAAGAAAUUACACCAGAUUUUGAUGAAAAAACUAUUCAAGAAACUGGAUUAAAAGAUAAUCAAAUUAUAUAUUUAUCAUUAAGUACAUCUCGUAAAAAAAAAUUUGGUGAUCAAGAUUUACCAGGAUCAGCACAAUUUGUACCUUCUAAAGAAAGCUCACCUACAUUACUGCUUUUACGGCCUAAAAAUUUUGAAGUAUUAUUCCGUUUAAUGCAUACUCUUGGAUCAAUGAAAACAAUAGAUGAAGAAGAAAAUGAAUUACUACAUUCAACAGCUCAAGUGUUAUCAAGAAGUGUUUGGGAUAUUUUAACUAUACUUCCCACCAGUCCUUCUAUGUUGGAAUCUUUUAAACAUUUUCCAACUCAUGAAUCAAAAGAUGAUUGUCAAAUUUGGUUAAAAAAAGAUUUAGAUCCUUCGAAUUUACAAAAAUUAAUGUACUCAUUAUAUAUUAUUGAAUCCUUGGUCCAAAUGGGUAUUGAAAAGAAUUCAGAUGAUGAUGAAAUAUUACUAGAGACAUCAACAAAUGGACUAUCUAAUUCUUGGGGAGAUUGUUUUAUCGAAAAGGGAGGUUUAGAACAUCUAUUUACUAUACUAUUGUCAGGUACACUACAGGGUAAUAGUGAAUGGCAUCAAGACUGUUUGGCUCAUUUACUUAAAUUAUUAUGUCAGCUUGGUGUAUCACCAAGUGACAGACGACAACUAGAUCAGUUUGAAGGAUUAGGUUUUGACCCUUAUUUCAGACCAAGGAAAUCGCACAUUAAAAAACAAGCUAAUCUUGUUGUGCCAAAACUAAACAAAGACAUGUUAAAACUUAUGAAGAUAAAUUUAGUUAUACCAAGAUUGAUGAGUAUUUUAAAUGAGUUGUCUUAUCCCCAACAUCCAAAAGAAAUAAAAACGGGUUUUUGGGGUAGAGCUCAAGUUAUUCAUUUCUUAAUGACUUUAGUCUUAUCAUGGUCUCAUAGUGUAAAUGGUAUUUGCGAAGCACUAUUAGAAUCAAAUCAGUUUUCUAUGUGGCUUUGUAAUCUUGUUCUUGAGGAUCCAGAUCCGUUAGUAAGACAUGAGAUUUGUGUUGCUUUAUAUCGACUCUGUGCUGUACCCCCAGCAAAUCGUACUGCUGCUACAUUACUUUUAUCUCAGUUAAUCAAGUUCCUAGAUAAGGCUGAAUGCAUGCAACCUCAAAUAAGACAAGAAAAUCCAAUAAGGAUAACAGAUGAAGAAAAACUCAAUUAUGGACCAGCUUGUCGAGAUUAUUUUUGGCUUAUGUGCCGACUUGUCAAUUGUUUACCUAAUGAUAUAAUUCAAGAAAGUAUUCUAUAUCCAACAAAAUGUAUCAUUGAUAUUGAAGCCUUAGCUGUACGUGUUUGGGAAUCAAUUGCUACCCGAGAUUUUAUUGAAACACAUUAUAGUGGCCUUCAAGAUGAUGGUUUGAUUGGACUUUUAAAUCUUAUGUCCAAUAUAUUAGGACAUAAACCACCUUUUAAAUUUAGUAAACAUAGUCAUAAAGUUUUAGACACAGUUUUCGAGUUUCUGUUUGCAUUACCAGAUCCUCAAAAUCGACAGUUACCUAAAUGCAAAUCUGAAAGUGCACGUUCUUCAGCUUAUGAUUUAUUGGUUGAAUUAGUAAAAGAAACACCAAAAAAUUAUGAAUAUUUGUAUAAAAAAUUAUUAGAACAACAUAGUAAUGAUACAAAUCGGCUUCCUUAUUUAUGGGAUUAUUGGCCACAUGAUGAUGGUCGAUCUAGUUGUGGAUAUGUUGGUUUAACAAAUCUUGGUGCUACUUGUUACAUGGCAUCAUGUAUGCAACAUUUAUUUAUGAUGCCUCAAGCUAGGCGAUCAAUACUUGAAGCAAAAUGUGAUGAGUCUAAUAAACAUUCAUCAAUAUUAGUAGAGUUAAAACGAAUGUUUGCUUAUUUAUUGGAAAGUGAGAGAAAAACAUAUAACCCACGUAGUUUUUGUAAAGUUUACACAAUGGACCAUCAGUUGUUAAAUACUGGUGAGCAAAAGGAUAUGGCCGAAUUCUUUAUUGAUCUAGUAUCAAAGCUUGAAGAAAUGACUCCUGAAUUAAAAACUCUUGUUAAAACAUUGUUUGGAGGUGUAAUUAGUAAUAAUGUUGUUUCAUUAGAUUGUGAUCAUGUAAGUAGAACUUUAGAAGAAUUUUAUACUGUAAGAUGUCAAGUAGCUGAUAUGAGAAAUUUGUACGAAUCUCUUGAUGAAGUAACUUUAAAAGAUACAUUAGAUGGAGAUAAUAUGUAUACUUGUUCUCAAUGUGAAAAGAAAGUUCGUGCAGAAAAGAGAGCUUGUUUCAAAAAAUUACCUCAAAUUCUUUGUUUUAAUACAAUGAGGUAUACAUUUAAUAUGGUGACAAUGAUGAAAGAAAAAGUGAACACUCAUUUUUCAUUUCCUAUGAUACUCGAUAUGUCUGGAUAUGUAGAAAAACAUUUAAUGCCCCAACAUUAUCUUGAAGAAAAAGAAAUGAAUGAAAACGAAGGAACAGAACAACAAGAAGAGAACUAUCAAUAUGAACUUAUUGGUGUGACAGUUCAUACAGGAACAGCAGAUGGUGGGCAUUAUUACAGUUUUAUACGGAAUCGUGAACGUACAAAUAGGUCUCAAACACCAAGUACUGAUCAAUGGUAUCUAUUCAAUGAUGCUGAAGUGAAAUUAUUUGAUGCUAGUCAACUAGCAGCUGAAUGUUUUGGUGGAGAAAUGACGAGUAAAACAUAUGAUUCAGUUACAGACAAGUACAUGGAUUUGAGUUUUGAAAAAACAAAUAGUGCUUAUAUGUUGUUUUACGAACUUGUUAAGCCUACUGAUCCAGAAAUAGAAGAACAUGAUAUUUCUAAUGAUAUAGAAAUAUGUCCUCCAAUAAAAUUAAGCAAUGAAUUAGAAGGAUGGAUUUGGCGAGAUAAUAGACAAUUUUUACAAGAUAAAAAUAUAUUUGAAAGUGCUUAUUUCCAAUUCAUGUGGCAAAUAUGUGCAUUUAUUCCACAAUCAUUAGAAUCUUUGGAAGAAACAGAAGAUUUAGCUGAACUUGCUACAAAAUUAACUUCUGCUUUUUUCCUAGAAACUUACAUACAUGCUAAAGAACGAUCUACUAUAAUGCAAUGGACAGAAUUGUUAACCAAACAGUUUAGUGCUUCGCAGUCGGGUUGUGAAUGGUUUCUGCAACAAAUGGGUGUUGAUGGAUGGUGGCCACUUAAAAUUUUUAUUAAAUGUCCAAAUCAAAUUAUAAGACAGACAUUUCUUAGACUAUGUAUGCAUGUAAUUCAGUGCAUUAGGCCGUAUAUUUGUUUCUUUGAUAAUUCCUUUAUAAUGGAUGAUAAUAGUGAAAUUUGUGUAUCAUGUUUAAGUUCAUUUGUGCGCACAGUUGUAUCUUUAAUGGAACAAAAUAUCAAAAAUUGUAUUCGUAAUAUGACUGAAUAUUUUACAUUGUUACAUGAAUUUAGUAAAUUAGGUGACGAAGAAAGUAAAUUUCUAAUAGCUAUUCAAUGUAUUACAACAGUAAUCAAUUUUUAUUUGGGUUUAAAAGGGCAUGAAUUUAGUGAUAGUCCUAAUAUUAAUGGGGUUGAUUGUGAAGAUGAAGAAGAAGAACUUAUUCCAAUGUCAACUGCAGAUCGAAACAAGCCACCUUUAUCCCUUGAAAAAUUAAUUGCUCUUGUAGUUUCAUUGGUAGAAAAAUCACGUAACAUUAGUGGUCAACUUGACUUAUCAGAUAAUGAUUUAUAUGUAUUACAAGGAAUGAAGGGUUUUCCAUUUAUAAUUCAACAAAUUAAAGAUAAUACCAAUUUGCAUAUGACUAAAAAUCUUAUAUUUUCUUUAUGUCGGAAUGAUUCAUCUCAAAAAAAUGCCAUACUUGCUAACGAAAUCAUAAGCCAAAUUUUAAAUAUUAUACAAAAGAAUGUUAAUAAUUCUGAAGUUACUCAGCCAUUUUUUAAAAUGUUAACUUUAUUAUCUGAAGGAAGUGUUGGUGGUAAUGGAGGAUUACCCCCUUUUACUGAAUUCAUAUUAAGACUUUUAUGGCAAUGCACUGAAAAUGGUCCACAAGUAGCAUUAGAAUGGCUUGGUCUUCAAGUCCCUCGUAAUAAACAAGUGUCUGCUUGGGUACUUAAUGGUAUGGAUACAUGGGUUGAACGUUUUUUAUUAGCUCAUGGAAAUGCUCGGGUUCGAUCAGCUGCUAGUAUGUUAUUAGUAUCAUUGGUUCCAAACACACAAUUUCGACAAGCAUAUAGAUCAGCACGAGGCAUGUGUACAUUACAAAAAGAAGUUUUGUUAGCAUCAGAUGCAAAAGAAACAUUGCAUGAAAUAUUCAAAUUUCUUUUAAAUCUUUUAAAAAUGGCUAAAGAGUAUACAGAUACAACCCAACAUGGAUCAUCUAAAUUAACUGCCUAUUUUGUUUUGCUCAAUUAUUUUUUGAUAUCAAGAACAGAAAAGUUGAUGUUUGGACCACAUUUGGUUGAACUUUGGCAAUUAUUUCAUCCAAAACUCUCUGAACCAGCUAUACCAAUACAUCAUAAUAAACAAAGUCUAUUGAUGUUAUUUUAUAAUGUAUUAUCUGACUGUACAGAAAAUGUGCAAAUACUUAUUCAAGAUCCAUAUUUUGUCAAAAAUAUUGCUUUCAAUUACAUUUUAGCUGAUCAUGAUGAUCAAGAAGUGGUAAUUUUUAAUCGUACUAUGUUACCAGCAUAUUAUGGACUUUUAAGAAUUUGCUGUCAACAUUCUAAAGUAUUUUCAAGACAAUUAGCAGGGCAUCAGAAUAUAAGUUGGGCUUUUAAAAAUAUAUCUCCUCAUCCUACACAAUAUGCAGCUGCUGUUGAUGAACUAUUCAAAUUACUACAGUUAUUUAUUAAGAAAUAUCCAGAUUCUAGUGAACAAGAAAUUAAUGAUAUAAAUCAGUAUAGACGAGAUACAAUUCAAUUAUAUGUAUCACAUUUAGAUGGAAAAGCUGGCUGGGGUACUUUAAUACCAGUUGCUAAAAUUCUUUUAGAAAAUGAAGAUGAUAAAUUAUUUUUCAUUCAUAAUCGAGGUUUAGAAAUGUGCUUUGAAGGUUUUCAAACAUUACAUAAUAUGUAUCAUGAAGCUACUGCUUGUCAUGUUACUGGUGAUUUAAUUGAUAUGCUUGCUUUAAUUUUGGAUAUCACUAAGUGUUUACAAAUGUCUCAAGAGCAAAAAAAAUUGAAUGAUAAAGAAACACCACGCACUAUAAUAUUGACGUAUAAAGAAUGGCCAGACUUAUUACGAAAGCUGGUUACAUUACUUAAUACUUAUAAUCCUAAAGAAAUGAGACAGUCAGUAUUAGAUUUGUUAAAAGUACUUGUUGUUUUAAUGCCAAUUGAAGUUAUUAAUGUACUUCAACCUAUCUUGACUCAUUGUCAUGCUGUUUGUAUGGACAGUAAUAAUGGUAUGCCUAUUGGUCCUUAUUUUCCUCGACGAGGACAUAAAGUUCCCAUGCUUAGUUUGAAGUCAAAUACUAGGCCUAUAAGACCCAUGGUACAAAUGGCUUUAACACAUAACCAAUUAGAUUUGACUAAAGGCUGUGAUCCUCAAUAUGAUGCAGAAUUAUCUGCAUUUUAUGCACCUUAUCAUGAUUUCAUUGAUGUUAUGUGCCGCACUGCUGUUAAUAAUGAUUGUUUGACUGAACCUCUUGUAGCACUUAAUGCUAUGAUUGGAUAUGAAUCUAUUCCAUUACACCAUACAAAUUUCCCAAAGUUUUGGCUUGAUGUGCAUAAUAUGAAUGGUCCUAAUUUAUCAUAUUUAAGACUGUUAUCUAAAAAUAAUUACUUUGUUGAUUAUUUGGAAUCUACUCUUAUUGAAGAACGUCUUAGUUUAAACAAUGAUUUAAUAUAUGAUUUUGUUAAAACAUUCUUUCCUGAGAUGGCUGCCAGCGUACUUUCACAUCACACCUUUGAACUAUUAGAGAGUGUUAUUUUCAAUUUGCCAAACGAUUUGGAAAAAUUGAGUGAACUAGAAACUGAAAAAAGGAUGUUAUCCAACUUAAGAGCUUUGAGGGUUUGCUCCUUAGUUAAACCUCCUGUACAAGAACUUAAAGUUAUUUUAAAUGAUAUAAAAACAGCAGCUCAGAAUUUGAUUGAGAAAAUAUGCCCUCUGCCACCAGGCGAAAAUGAUACAAAUGAAACUGAAGUAAAAGAUGAUGAUGAACGGAUAUCAUGGUUACGUCGAAUUGAAACUACUACUACAGACUUUAUUGAUGCCAUUCCCUUACCCAAACAUGAAACUUCGCCUAGUGAAUUAGAAAAUAAAGAAAUUGCUGGGCCACCAGAUAAGACUUAAUUUAGGUUUUUUCUGUGGAUUAAAAAAAAUCGCUGCUAGUCUUUCAAAACUGGAUUUAUAAAUAAUUAAUGUAAUUUAUGUUUGUUUUUAACAUUUAUUUGUGAUCUCCAAAAAUGUUGCGAAGUUUUGUUUUCUUUU
Molecule: messenger RNA, 10020 nt
Organism: Sipha flava (yellow sugarcane aphid)
Lineage: Eukaryota; Metazoa; Arthropoda; Insecta; Hemiptera; Aphididae
Gene: puf
Product: ubiquitin carboxyl-terminal hydrolase puf
Exons: 44
Coding region: 1-9882 (3293 amino acids)
Biological process (GO): protein deubiquitination
Cellular component (GO): nucleus; cytosol
Molecular function (GO): cysteine-type endopeptidase activity; cysteine-type deubiquitinase activity
Source: RefSeq, a predicted model, not a curated record